Funneliformis mosseae is the source of this 154-nucleotide messenger RNA. NCBI's taxonomy places the organism in Eukaryota, Fungi, Glomeromycota, Glomeromycetes, Glomerales, Glomeraceae. The record is from the annotation of a GenBank genome assembly.
UGCCAAUCCUCAACAAGUCGGAGAUAUCACCCUUGUGAUGCUUGCGUGUGCUACAUGUAAUACUAAAAAUGAUUCAAAAGUUCCCAAAUUAACCAAAUUAAAUGUAAUGCUGCAUGUGGUAUAUUGGAGUUUCACAAUUGCACCACCACAUUGA